Molecule: messenger RNA, 1877 nt
Organism: Nematostella vectensis (starlet sea anemone)
Lineage: Eukaryota; Metazoa; Cnidaria; Anthozoa; Actiniaria; Edwardsiidae
Product: lysosomal acid glucosylceramidase
Exons: 7
Coding region: 38-1618 (526 amino acids)
Biological process (GO): glucosylceramide catabolic process
Molecular function (GO): glucosylceramidase activity
Source: RefSeq, a predicted model, not a curated record
CCUGGUGGAUAUGUCACGUGCUUGGUAAGAAAACAACAUGCGUCUUCCAACUGUAUUAUUUUUCUUUUUCUCUGUCUGUUUAUCUCGUGGAUUUAUUCCAGAGAAAUAUUCUGGAUGCCAAGAGAAGGAUUUUGGACAUGGAAGUAUUGUUUGCGUCUGCUCUGAGCAGGAAUGCGGCGAAUUUGAAAGUGGAGGUUCGCCGCUCAAGGUUGGGCAGUUUGCCGUCUACACGAGCACGAAGGCCGGGGAGCGAUUCAAGUUGAGCCUACAUCUAUUCAAUGCGUCUUUUACAAGACCAGACGAUGAUGCUGUCAGCCUCGAUGUCAAUAGCUCUGUCAGUUAUCAAGAGAUAUUAGGGUUCGGGGGAGCAUUUACAGAUGCAGCUACAAUGAACAUACUAAAUCAGAGUAAUUCCCUUCAGCAGAAGUUGAUCAGGUCCUACUUCAGUCCAGUUGGCAUAGAAUACAGUAUUGGACGUGUCCCCAUGGCAAGCUGUGACUUCUCUACACAUGAGUAUUCAUAUGACGAUUACUCAGGAGAUUUUGAGCUAAAAAAUUUCUCCCUAGCUGAAGAAGACAAAAGGUUUAAGAUUCCAGUGAUCUUGUCUGCUAUGAAAGACAGCAAUAAAGAAAUUUUGUUAUUUGGGAGUCCAUGGUCUGCGCCAGGAUGGAUGAAGACUAAUGGUAGAAUGUCAGGAGCUGGGACAAUGUUAGGCAAAGCUGGUGAUAAAUACCAUAAGACAUGGGCUAUAUAUUUUGCUAAGUUCAUCAGUGCAUAUGUGGCAUCUGGGGUCCCUAUCUGGGGAGUCACAGUGCAAAACGAGCCUUCUACUGGAUUUAUACCAGGUUAUUCCUUCCAAACUAUGGCAUACUCACCACAACAAGAGCGCGAUUUUAUCAAGGAGGAUCUAGGCCCCACCCUUUCCCAAGAAGGCUAUGGCAAUGUAAAAAUCAUCAUGCUAGAUGACCAGCGACUGUUCCUGGACAAUUGGGUUGAUGUGAUUCUGGGUGAUCCUGAGGCAGCUAAGUUUGUGUCUGGAAUUGGUCUUCAUUGGUACUGGGAUUUCCUAGCUUCUGUUAAAGAUUUGACUAUUGCCCACCAAAAGUAUCCAAAUUACUUCAUGCUUGCAACAGAGGCUUGUUCAGGAUUUACAACAAUGCACCCUCCCAUGGGGGUAGUACUUGGUUCGUGGGAGAGAGGAGAAAAUUACACACAUAGUAUCAUCCAGGAUAUAUCUCAUUGGGUUGUUGGCUGGGUGGACUGGAAUCUGGCCUUGAAUAUGAGUGGGGGUCCAAACUGGGUUAACAAUAAUGUUGACUCGCCUGUCAUUGUGGAUACAACCCAUCACGUGUUCUACCAACAGCCCAUGUAUUUCCAUCUUGGCCACUUCAGUAAGUUUGUUCCUCGUGGAUCUAAGAGAAUAUCAUUGGUGUCAUCAAAAAAGACAAACCUGCAAUUCAUUGGAUUCCAGGCCCCUGGCCCAGACUCAACAACUGUAGUGGUCAUUAUGAACCAGAGUGAAAUAGAUAUCCCCCUUCAUAUAAAUGUACCUGGUAAAGGCAGUGUAAAUACCAUCAUACCAGCCCGUGCAGUACAGACAUAUGUCUGGAAUACUUGAUAUAAUCACACAAUGGAAUUAUUUGUUCAUGUUAUUGUAAAUUUAAAGAAAAAUACAAAAUACAAUAUUUUUUAAUUUCUCAAAUACAAUUUCAAAAAGUAACAGUAAAAAGAAUAAAAGAACAGAAAAUAACAACAAAAAUAUUGAAAAACCCAUGCUUAUUAAAAUUUUGCAGUAUGCUUGGGGUAUGCCCAGGUUGGCUAACAUAAAUGUAAACAUGUUUUGAAGAAAUCGAAAUAAAAGUAUUUUUAAUUUUCAA